Aspergillus melleus is the source of this 1581-nucleotide messenger RNA. RefSeq lists its product as uncharacterized. Lineage: Eukaryota; Fungi; Ascomycota; Eurotiomycetes; Eurotiales; Aspergillaceae. The transcript has a single exon. Bases 1 to 1581 code for a protein of 526 amino acids. The record is from RefSeq and is a predicted model, not a curated record.
AUGUCAAGCUCCUCAAAGCACGCGGGCUCCAGACGACCAACUGGAGUCAGUAAGAGAUCGGUGAAGACACGGCGACAAGCCAACCAAGAGGCAGAGUCCUUGAAACACCGGAUGAACAAUUUGGAAGCUGAAUCUCAAGAGAACAAGCGCACGAAGGCGGACCUGGAAAAGCAGCUUGAGCAGGUCCAGGAACGAACCCAGGACACAAACGGUAUAGAUCAUGAUCAGAACGAAAGUAAACUAAAAGAUUUGUUGAAUCAGCUCAAUGGAGUAGAACAAAGAGGCGAAGCCCUUUCUGCUCAGAUAGAAGAGACGCGCCGAGAACAAGAUGGCUCGGAGAUGGAGACAGAUGAGGUGGAUAGGGAAGCUCCAAACUUUGCACAAACCCGGGACGAAAGCCUUCCUCCAAACGAGGGCGACACGGUUGUCAAGACAGAAAAUGUUGACAAUCGGCAAGCAUCUCGAAGCGGUGGCGGGACAAAACCCCGGCCAAUACAAACGGGAAACGCGCCAAUCCAGUCGGCUGAGCAAAAGAGUCCAGCACGUCAAGGCUCUACACUACAAAUCGAUGACGACAGCGAUGAAGAUGUGUUGAUAGGUAUGCAAUCGUUGUCCGUAUCCGAGGGUGGUAUUGCGGACGCGUGGUUCCGAGUACGACAAACAACAAAAGCGAUUGUGCGCUUUGGGCCGAAGAGGUAUCCCAGGUACGAGGUUCGACCAGGGAAAGGGUACAGUACUGCGAACCUUCAAGAGGUGUCAGACGCCGAGACGCGGAUCGCAUGUAUUACGACAAAAGAUGAAACCGGGAGGAAACGACGACUCUACGGCAUAGACAAUAUUGCAGGAUUCGACGGAGUGGCUAUUGUGGGAAAUGGCGUGAUCAAUUCGACCUCAAGGGCACCAACCACAUACGUCAAGAUAAAAUGGGUUGGCAUCAAGGAGCAGCAUGCAAACCUAUGCAGGAACGGGAAGAACUGGGCCACGAGGACGGACCUUGUCUCUAUCAUUGGGAAAGAAUUAGCGGACGAGAAGAUCAGACAGCUCUGGGAUACCCAGGAGAAACGGUACGCCGAGUGGGAUAACGACCAAAUGGGACAGCGAUCUUUGGACCGCUCCCCAACCCCCUUUCCCCUUGACGUAUAUCAGAAUGUUCGCAGGACCUCAGGAAAUGUUCCACCAGAGGCCCACCGGAGCCCAGCGGUUAAGCGUGAAGAAGGGCCUUUGUCAAUGGCAGGCCCAUACCACCAGGACAGCACUCCAAUGGUCUCCGGAGGCCAAGCAUUUUACGACUCCUCUCCAACGUCCAAAGGCCCCCAGAACCUCGAGCCUACGGAGGCUAGCAGUAGCGCUGCUCAGGACCACGGGCGAGACAACGCUGGUAAUUCAAACACUGACCAGCAGAAGCCCAAAACCUUCAGCCAACAACAGUAUGUGGAGAACAUGAAGUUGGACAUAGAUCUAGAUGAAGAGCUCAGAAAAACAGACCUGGGAUCAUACAUGAAACAAAUGGCUUUGAUCAGGGCCAACUUCGAUGUGUAUCGGGAUGCAAUGAAUACGCAUGGCUAUGUAGAAGUGCAUUGA